Molecule: messenger RNA, 741 nt
Organism: Alternaria burnsii
Lineage: Eukaryota; Fungi; Ascomycota; Dothideomycetes; Pleosporales; Pleosporaceae
Product: ubiquitin-conjugating enzyme e2-24 kda
Exons: 2
Coding region: 1-741 (246 amino acids)
Molecular function (GO): protein binding
Source: RefSeq, a predicted model, not a curated record
AUGACUUCCAACCGUAAUCGGCGCAUCGCCAAGGAGAUUGCCGACAUCCACAACGAUCAGCACUCCAAGAUCGUCGUCGAACCGGCAGGCAACGGGGAAGACCUAACACAUCUACGCGGUCAGUUCUUCGGACCGCCUGACACACCAUACGAGGGAGCUACCUACCAUGUCGACAUCCGGAUCCCGAGCGAAUACCCCUUCCGUCCACCGCUGAUGAAGUUCGAGACCAAGAUCUGGCACCCUAAUGUCAGCUCACAGACGGGCGCCAUCUGUCUAGACACGCUCUCCUCGCAAUGGUCGCCGGUUCUGACCAUCAAGUCCGCUCUGAUCUCGCUCCAAUCUCUCCUCAGCACACCCGAACCGAAAGACCCACAAGACGCAGAAGUCGCUGGAAUGCUCAUCCGCAACCCAGCUGAGUUCGAACACAAGGCACGCGAGUGGGCAGUCACGUAUGCUGGUGCGCCCAAGAAGGAGAUUGCUGAGGGUAGUGGGGGUGCCACCGCUGCGUCCAUCAAAAAGAAGGCCCAACAGGCGAAGCAGAACGAAGAGAAGUCAAAACUCGCCGCAUACAAGGGCUACAACAAGGACCUGGUCGACCGCUUUGUCGCCAUGGGCUUCGAUGUCGAAGCUGUUGUUGCUUCGUUUGAGUACGUCGGUAUCGAUCGUAUGGGCGGCGAGGACUACGAGCUAGAAGAGGCCUACAUGGGAGACAUCACUGCCCGGCUGUUUGGCGAAGCGUAG